UAUACGCCCGCAAUAGUUGUUCAGGUUUCAGAAUCGUAAGUUGCAUAGUCCGCUGGUCCGCACUGGUCCGCGCUAUUCUACACUUCCGUACAUGUGUAUCGUGUUUCGUUUGUAACGUAUUCGGCGGCGACGACGACGAGGACGACGAGAACGACGACAACGACUACGACGACGAUUACGACGACGACGACGACGACGAUGACGAUGACGAAAAGGACAACGAUGACGAUGAAAGUAGCAACCGACAAAUAAAAGGAAUUGUUUAUAAAACAGAUAUUUCGAAGAAAGAAAUAUCUGUGGUGUAAAGGCGAAAUAACGUGGGAGACGCUUCGAACUACGUCCGUUUGAUUUGAAGUUGACGGAACUUAUGUGCGUAUAUAUCGUUUUACGUCUUGAACAAUGCGAAACUGGUGGUUGUUUUGAGUUUAAACUUUUUCCCCAAAUAGAGAAUGGUCGUAGAGUGUCGUGUACAUCGUUAACAAUCGGCUACAUAGCCGUGCUCAGGAUAAGUGUUGAAUAGAAAUCGUCAUUGCUAUAGUUAGGGAAAUAUACAGGACGAUGUACAAAUGCGCUUAGUCGUUUGAGCUCGUGACGGCGGAAUGCAACGAGCUAUGUGGAAAUGCGAUUACCCGCUCUUUUGCAUAGAGGACUACGGGUGUUGUGCUUCAUCGGGUUGCAUCCAGGUAUUUUAGGAAGGAUCGACCUUGCCCUGUCGAAUUCUGUUUUAUUUGAUCCACGGCGUGCUCCUCGAAUCUAUCGAUAAAAGUCGCUCGCGACUUUUAUGCCUAGGAGGAGGAGCAUCGUCCUCUCCUUGUUAUUCUGCAACCUUCACCGCCCUGACGUGAUUUACCCGGUUUGCCCGCCACACGACGGGUUAUGUUUCCCACUUUUAUAGGGAUCCUAGGAUUAAAUCUCAAAGAAUUGAUGUCUUGUGUCUUGAUUUAUAUAUCAUAUAUCUAAAGAAUAAGAUGAUUUUUUUAUGCCAUAUGACUAAUUAUCUUUAGAAGAGAUAUAUAGAAAACAUACAAUCGUGGUGGGAGGUGCCAAGUAUAGCACACUUCUGCUCAUUAUUUAGGGCUGCUUUCAAUCUUUUGGACUUUGACAUUGAGGUAUCUAAUUACAUGCUACCUCCUAACGAUAGGCAUUAAAUGCAUCAGUUACUAGUAAUGCUUAAGCUUUCAGGAAUUAGUAAAUCCUCGAUUUAGAAGAAGCAUUGUUAACGGAUGGAGGCACAGAAGGUCGUUUAGUACAAGAAUUAAUAGUAAAAUUGUUAGAAGGCUGUUUACCUAAUGAUACUCGCAAUGACAUUUCUACUUUUAAUUAUCAAAUGUUUCUUCGUAGACUUUUUCGGAAAAAAUGUCAGGAAUAUAAAUGUGAAAAUCCUUUUAAUACCGAUGUAGACUUUGAAUUAUUGCCACUUCGUCAAAAAGUAGAAAUAUUACGUGCCCUCUGUGACUUCAGACUAGACGCGGAAGACGUAGAGCAAUCUUUAAGUAAUCUGGACUCAGAUAGUCUGCGAGUUGAACCAUUGGGUCAUGAUCGUAAGAAUUCUGCUUACUGGUACUUCUACGGCACUCGAUUGUACAGGGAGGAUUAUAUUGAUACUUCUGUUAGUACCUCAUUCAAACAGAGCAGUAAAUCAAGAGAAAAAAAACGUAAAAAACGAAGGAACAGAGUGGCGAAAAAGGAAGAAGAAGAGGAGGAGAAGGAGGAAAAUAAUCUAAUAUAUAAAACUGAUAAAGAAAGAGAAAGUGUAUGGCAGGUUGUUUGUUUCACUCAGCAAGAUUGGAGUCGUUUGGUUGAAAAAUUUCGUGAUUCAGAGUACGAUACUGAACGUAAACUUUAUCGUACUCUAUCAGAAGAUUUUAUGCCUGAAAUACCAAAACUUUUUGAUUUAAAAGAGAAACAGCAGAGGCGUAAACUUCUACAACGUAAUAAUUCAAGAGUUCUUCGAAGUCACGAACCUGCUACACAAAUGGAAACAGUCAUGGUUAGAUCAAAGAUUAAGACAAAGAAUAGCAAAGGAGCAAAGAGAAGUACUCAGAGUACCAAGAAUGUUUACGUUAAAGAUAAAAGUUCUCCACCGUUAAGUGUCCCACCUAUACAAAAAAAAGGUCGACAAACUAAUAAUUCAUUAGCAUCUGCAGUUGGCCAAAUUGUUAUCCAUACUAGAGAUGAAGUGGAAAAUUUGGAAAAAAAGAAAGGGAUUAGUAGUCAUGGUGAUAAUUAUGUUACUUCUAAUUAUGGAUAUAAAUAUGGAUAUUCAUUUGGAAUCGAAGAAGAGGAACGUCGUGUAGGUAUGCAUAAAGUACUUGAAAGCUUAAAAGACCAUGUUGACGUCUGGCCUUUUAUUGAUCCUGUGGACGAAGAAUAUGCUCCUAGAUACUACAGUGUGGUACGAAGACCAAUGGAUCUUAGUACAAUGGAAGAAAAAUUGGAAGGUGGAUCUUAUAAAAGUAUAAGUCAGUUCAAACGUGAUUUUCGCCUUAUUGUUGACAAUUGCAGGCAAUAUAAUGGUUCUGACAAUGAAUAUACUGAGAUGGCAAUUAAUUUAAAAGAAGCAUUUGAUAAAGCAGUAAACCGUUAUUUAGAAUCUGAAACAUCGAGUGAUGAAGAUCUUUCAUCAACAAGAUCAGUAUCUAUAUCUCCUUCAUCUCUUUCUUAUCCUUUAAAUACUACUUCUCCUUCUACGAUGCAACAUAAUGUAAAAAAGAGCUUAAAGAAGUCAAACAAAAGAUCUAAGUCUAUUAAAUCUGAAACUCGAGCAAAAUCAAAAAUUAACUUGGAAAUUGAAGAAGAAAAGCAAAGUAAAAAUUUGAAAUUUACUAAAAAAAAGAGAGGUAAGAGAAAAUCUAAAAAAAUAAAGGAAGAAGACAUUAUAGAAGAAGAAGAGGAAGAAGGAGAGGAAGAAUAUACAGAGAUAAAAAACGAGAAACAGGAACAAGAAAUAAAGGAGGAAGAAGCUGACAAAGCAUUAUCAGAAGUUAAUGUUGUAAAAUCAAAAGGGAAGAAACACAUUAAUACAAACAAUGUUUUAUUAAAAACCAAAAAGCUGCCUCCCAAAGAACAAGAACUUAAACGUGCAAAUAAAAAGAACAAACAUCAACAAAAAAAAGAUGCAGAGAUUAUUCGUUCGGUAAAAGAGGGGAAAAAACGGAAAGAAGAUUUUGAAGAAAGUUAUGAACCUUCUAUUAUAGCAAAAAGUAAGAGUAGAAAAAUUGAGAAAAAAGAACUAGAAAAUACGUUGAUAGCAGAAAAUACGAAGAAAUGCAAAUUAAAACGAGUAGAAUCUCAAGAUAAUAAUACAGAAAAAUCUUUACAUGUUAAGGUAAAGAAAAAUCGUAAAAAGGAAAAAGAUGAGGCGAAAAUGAAUUUAAAAUCAGACGAGGAAUUUGACGGAAAGAUUCUUACGAAAGAAAAAGAGAAAGAAAAAAAAUCAAAACAGAAGACUGAAGAAAAUGUGAACAACGGCGAAUUAACAGAUCUUGUAGAUUCCAAAGAACUAGAAAUAGAAACAAAUAUACAAAAGUCAAAACAAUUUGAUACUUGUAAGAAACUUGCUGCGUUAGUAAAUAAUAAAGAUUUGGAGUCACUUGAUAGUCUGAAAGAUAAGGUAAGUGAAAGACGUCGUGAAGAAAAAUUGAAACAUGAAAAGGAAAAGCAGAAGAAGAAAGAUAUUCAGAGUGCGUACUCGAAAAAAGUGCCUUCAAAUGGUAGUACAUUACAUGAUGGAGAUAAAGUCAAUUUAAAGCGGUUGAAAUCUAAAAAGGGAGUAAAGGAAGAAAAAUCGAUUGCUAUAGGAGACAUAAAUAAAUGUCACAAUCAUGAAGUAAAUGAUAGUAAAAAAACAAAAAAUACACAAGUUAAACAUACCAAAGUAUUUGGUAAAGAAGAAAGUUCAGCGAUACAGGCCUUGAAUCAAGCAACAGAGCAGACGCUUAAUGACAUCAAUAAAUGGCUCGAUGAUGCACCUCGGCUUUCGGAAUUUUCUUCCGGUAGUGAUUCACCAGUAUUUCAUUCCUCUAUUGAAUCGAAUAAAUCUGGACCAAAGUUAGAAGCUCCAAGGAAACGACCAAGUUCUAUUAAAAUUUUUGGACCACAUGGUCCAUCUAGACCAAAAAAAAUACAGCGUACAAUAGAUCGUUUACAACCUGGUAAAAGCAAGGGAAAUUUAUUAUUAAAGAAACCAUUAAAUUUAUCAUCUUCCAAUAUUAGUGAUACAACAGUCCAUCAAUCUGCUAGUGAUAAUGUUCAACCUAGUACAGAUGUUAAAGAGGAACCAAAACUUAGUUUAGGAACUGUUUUGAAGAACGCUGAUUCAAUACAGUUGAUAUGUAAAGGCUUAGUUUCAUCACCAAAUCCUAAUUUUUCAAAUGAUGAUGAGGAAGAAGAUCAUACCACAAUAUCAGUAAAUUCAACAUCGAAUGCUGUUGAAGAAAAAUUACCUGCUAACAAGGGGACAAUUUUACCAUUGACAACAGUCGAAGAAACUAAGGAUAGUAAUGUUUUUACAGAAGAAAUUCAAAAACAAAAAUCCACAACGCCAAAUUUAAGUGCUUGGUUUAAAGCUUUUGGGGCACCAAAAUCAAAAAAGAAAGACGAAGAAAUAGAAGAAGGUGUGCCAAAGAAAGAUGGAGAAAUACAAGAAACGAUUUGUAGUAGACCAAGGCGUAUGAGCACAGGUGGUAGCAGUUUAAGCGAAUCACUUUCUAGCUUCUCUCAAGAAUCUCCACCAGGCCGUUGUUCAGGUCGUUCGCCGCAAAAUCAGCCUGUAGUAACCACAACUGAAACUCAAAUACGUGGUGCUGGAUUUUAUCAGGAUGCUUUAUCAACUGGUAGUAGUCCUUAUAAUAGCCCCUAUUAUGCCACUCCACCGAGAUAUAGUGCCCAAUUACCUCCUACUCCAUCACCUCAAAAUCAUCCAUUGUCCCCAGCAUAUCCAUCCCCUGCAUCAUAUGAACAGACUCCAAUAUAUCCUCAAAUACCAUCCCAAACUUCUCAAGUAUAUCAGAAAUCAUCGCCUCAAGAAAAUUCAAGUGAAGCUUAUCGUCAGUUAUCUCCCACAUUUCCUCAAUGUUCCCCCCAAAAUAAUUUUCCACAAAGUUCGUCACAAAAUGAACCUUAUCCGCAACAAAUAUCGUCUAAUAAUCAAACUCAAUCUGCCGGAUAUUCUCAACACUCUCCUCAGCCAUUACAUCCAGUUUAUUCACAAACUUCACCUCAGGCGCCAUCAAAUUAUUCGCAACCAUCGCCUCAACAAUCAACUACACCAAAAUAUUCUCAACCUUCCCCCCAACAAAAUUCAUCUAUCAAUUAUUCUCAAAAUUCUCCUCAAGCAACAUCUAAUUUUUCACAUCCUUCACCACAGCAACAACAUUCCCCUUAUUCUCAAUCUUCUCCUCAGGCAUCUUCGAAUUAUUCACGACCGUCUUCGCCUCAACAACAUUCUUCAUUUUCACAAUCAUCUCCACAACAAUCAUCUGUAUAUUCUCGGACUUCUCCUCAACCACCACCAGUAUAUUCACAGCAACCUACACAAUCUCCACAUUUUUCACAGCCUUCACCACAAACACAUUCAAAUAAUUUCUCGCAACCGUCACCUCAAUCAAUUCCACCAUACUCACAACCAUCUCCAAAGCCACAAAAUUUUUCUCAGUCAUCCCCACAGCAAAUACAAACAUUUUCGCAACAUUCUCCACAAACCCCGCCUGCGUACUCUCAAUCUUCUCCACAAGCACAAGUUUCCUAUUCACAACCUUCACCACAAAACAAUUCAUAUUCUCAACCAUCUCCUCAACAACCACCUAAUUAUUCACAACCAUCUCCUCAACAGCCACCUAAUUAUUCUCAACCAUCUCCUCAACAAGCACCUAAUUAUUCUCAUCCAUUACAUUCACCCCAAACACCACCUAAUUAUUCACAAUUGUCUCCACAACAACAAGCAGCAGCAAUAAGUUACCCUCAACCAUCUCCUCAGUCACCACAUGUUUACUCUCAACCUUCUCCUCAACAGAAAUCUGUAUGUACCUCUCAACAACAAUCUACUACAUACUUGCAAUCUCCUCCACAACAAGCUACAAAUUAUGCUCAAUCUCAACCACCUAAAGCUCCUGAGGACUAUACAUCAAACACAAUAGCAUCUUCAAGUUAUGCUCAAAACUUUAAGCAAACUCAUCCAUAUUUACAAUCUCCUACAUUGUCGGUGAAUGAAUCGGAACGAAGACAAGAAUUUUUGAAAUCUAAUAAUAGUGAUAAAACUUCACCUGAGGAACAACGAAAUUUUAUCGUUCAGCCAGAAUCGUCAAUGAAUUUAAAUGCGAACCAUCAAAUUUAUCAACCUUCGAAUCAAUUUCCUACAGCAUAUCCAAAUAAUUUUUCUAAUAGUGAUAUGCAAAGAUCUAGUAGCAGACAUAGUAAUCAAGAACCAUCACAACAACAAUCGCAACAUCAACAGCAGCAGCAGCCGCAACAAACAUUACAAGAACGACCAAAUUUUACUGAUCUUAGCGAUUCUGUAGGUGUUCAAAAAUAUACUCAACAAAGACCGUUCCUCAGCAAAAAUGCAAGUACUGGAGAUCAAAUUCAAACACAAGAUCAAUCGCAGCUUAUAGCAUUUCAACAAAAUUUAACGACGCAUGAGUCUCUUUAUCAAACUGGAUUUCAACCUUCGGGAUAUCCUAUAACUAAUUCUAGACCAGUGUACCACAGUCCACAUUACUUUGAUGCUAGCUCAAAAGCUGCUAGUGGUGGAACUUCAAACACAACAAGUGGCAAUCUUCCUCCUGUAAAGAAGCGUGUAUAUAAUGAAUCGCCAAAUGAACCGUCGCGCGCUCUGCCACAAGAAUCUACAAUACGACCUGGGCAAGAACAAUUUAUUUUUGAUCCAAUGAUAGCACUUUCACAACCAGAAGCAGUUUCAGCUAGUCAAUUUGAGAGUGUAUUUGUUGGAAGUUUAGCAGAUUCAGUAGCCACAAGUCCCGCAUAUGCACGAUUGGGUUUAGGUUUAGUAAGUCGUACUAACAAAGAACAACAAUUAUUAACAAUUCCUAGACCACCACCUGCAAAACCAGAACAUUUGGCUUAUGCGCGUAGUCCUGUUUCGGGAACUGCGGAAUUGGAUUUGAAUCUCUUACAAAGUAUACAAAGUGCAGCAGCAAAAAAUACAUCAGGAAUAUUGUCAAUGUCAAGAAGAGUAGGAGAAACAACAGGACCUCCUGCACCGGUUACAACUAGGACAAAAAAAAGUAAAAAAAGUAAACAGCAACAGCAAGAGCAACCAAAUGUCACUGCCUUACCGUCUACAGUUAGUGGAGAUCAACAAGCUAGCGGCAGUAUAUCGAAUUUUUCCCAAUAUUCAGGCACUCCUGGAGACAUUGGCUUAAAAAAUACCUCAGUAAUUCCGCCAGGUGGUAGUGCCUUCAAUUUUGCUGCACCAACCAGUACCACCACAAGCAGUUCACCCUUUUAUGAUAAGGAUGCUUCUGCUGCAGCAGCAGCAUUUGCGUUUUUAGAUGAAUUCCGUAAUACAAAUAGUUAUUACAGUAUGGCGCUUAGACAACAACAGCAACAACAACAACAGCAACAGCAAGUUGCACCAGUAACAGAUACCGUGCAGUCAUCCUGUAACAAACUUAGUAAUCAAUCUCCAAGAAAUUAUCCACCUCAUCCAUUUCUUCAUUCUGCGCAAAGAUCCGCUGCUUAUGGACCACACGUAUCUGCUUACGUUCCACCUCAUGGUCCAAAUCUAACAGUGGAUCCUGCUGCUUACCAACAAUAUAUUCAUUCCUUAUAUGCUCUACAACCACCACAUCAUCAUAGACCGUCCUGGCUUUAGCCAUUACAAUUGAUAUAAAAUAUAUUUUACACAUUACAAAAUAUUUCGGUGGAUAUAUUGCUUUAUAUAUAUUUUUUUAAUUUAAAGACAAUGCUCUUCAUUAAAAUCAAAGUUCAAUCAUAUUAAUAUGAAAGUAAUAGAGAAAUGAUUGUAGUGAUGAGUAUAACAAGUGACAAUUAUAAUAAUGUGUAGUAAACAUUUAUUUUUUAUGCUUUUAUUAUUUUGAUGCAAUUAACGAAAAGGUGAUACUUAUUGCUUUUUGUUAUUAUAAUCAUAGCAAUAUUUCCACCGGAACUCAUUGUUUCAUUUCAUAUCAUAUUUUUUGUUCUUUUUUUGUUUUCUUUUAAUGAUGAUGCUCUAUAUGUUUGGCAUUUUUACAGAUUGUCAGUAUAAACUUCUGUUUCUAUUCACUAACGUAUUAUGUGCGCAUGUAUAUAAAAAUAAGCCCACCUUAAUAUUAGGAAUUUUUGAUAGUUUUUUAAAAAAUAAUUACAAAACAGAUGAAGUGUAGCUAACAUUCAAGUAAACUUUUAUCGAAAGUUCCUCGGCGUAAUACGCAUUCUUCAUGUUUUUUCGAUAUGUCGGGACGUAUUUUAUGCAAUAUUCAAAUAUAUAGAAGGGGAGGAACUGCGGUUGACUUUACUUCGUUUUCUUUCUUUUUUUUUUUUUUUUUUUUUUUAUGAUGAUAGAUUUAUCAAUA
Messenger RNA from Vespa velutina, 8534 nucleotides. Its product is annotated as bromodomain-containing protein 4-like. The record is from RefSeq and is a predicted model, not a curated record. Gene Ontology annotation, biological process: positive regulation of transcription by RNA polymerase II; chromatin remodeling. The coding region runs from base 1328 to 7834 and encodes 2168 amino acids. Gene Ontology annotation, molecular function: protein binding; histone H3 acetyltransferase activity. The transcript is spliced from 10 exons. NCBI's taxonomy places the organism in Eukaryota, Metazoa, Arthropoda, Insecta, Hymenoptera, Vespidae. Gene Ontology annotation, cellular component: histone acetyltransferase complex; CERF complex.